AGGAAAAUAAUACAACACUUUAAUAUCAUUCCUAAAAUGGAAGUCCUCUCUACAUUCAUGGCUUAAUCUCUCCAGCUAAGGAGGAUGCAGUCUGAUCUACAAACCUCGCCUAUGGUAUGCACCUGUUGGACCAAUCAGUAGCCCAGUUCAGGUUACUUGCGAUAAUUCUUUAAUUAGUGUGAGAAAGUUUACACCUCUACUCCUUUAGCGUACCUAAACUCACGGAAAUUGUCUAGCUGGACUGUUAACUCCUAUUAAGGUGGAGGGGAAAAGGUUUGUUUUUAUUUUCACGGUAGCCUAUAACUAGUCUACCCUAGAUUUUAUCAAACGGUAUUAACUUUAUACGCAAGUGGUUUGAUCAUUUGCAUAUUGUAAAUUUCGUUUCCGUAAUGGACAGAACCAGUCUAGUGAGACUUUUUUCGGCGUGUGAUGUUAAUAAAUCGGGUAUGAUCGAGUAUGAGGACUUCACAGUUGUCUGCCGAGAGCUUAAUGUACCUGACGAUGAAAUCAAGUCCUUGUUCACCAAAUUCGGCGCGGAAGGCGACGGAUGUAUCAAUUACGACAACUUCUCAUCAAGGUUUCAAGAAGUUUCAGAAACAUUAGAUUUGGCGUCUUUCGGGGAGUUUGUGCACGGUCGAUCAGGUCCAUGGAACGAAUUUCAGAGCAGUAUUGAUGGCGCAGGAGCUGCCCUUUCAGAAAGGCUUAAAGAAAAUCUGGCCGACUUCUACCACGUCCUUCAUUACUCCUCGCAAUUCCAGUUGUUACAACAGUAUGAAGAUGUCAUCCAGGUUUUUGUAACUGAGAGCAUGGAGCACACGCUACAGAACCAGAAGCUGGAGAGUACUUUGAAGCGAACGGAGGAGAUGAAUAGUAGUCAGCUAGCAGAGCUGGAGGAUGACAUGCAUCAACAACUUGCUCGAGUAGAGGAGAGGGUGAGAGAGGAGGAGCGCAAGAAAACAGAGAAAGUCAUGGCAACCCUCCAGAGGAGACAUGAUGAUCAGGUGGCAGACCUGCAUGCAGCUGUGGACCGCUUGCUGAAGUGCCAGGAAGAAUCUGAACUCCACAUUUCAAGAGAGUCUGUUGACAGAUUACAUGACCAAAUAGGUGAAUUUACACAGGAGAACGACCAGUUACGGGGUGCUCUGCUGAAAGCGCAGACCAAUAUCUCCAUAUUGCAGGUAGAGAUGGACAAAAUGAAGAACAUGUACGCGGACCAAAAACUUCAACAUGAAAGAGAAAGUGAUGAAUUGAAGAAGAUGGUCAUAGAAUACCAGUCUUAUGCAAGCCACGUUGAAAUCCUCCAGGACAUGAACAAGAAGCUCUAUGACAGCAACGAUGGGUUACGCUCUGCCUUAACCAAGGACGUGGCGUCACCUAAAAGAAGGUUGUCCCCCAAGAAUGAAAUUCCAGCCCGGCGAAUGAAGCCCCUUAGACAGAGCACAUUUAACCAAAGCAGCUCAGAGCAAGAUUUUCCAGCUAGGAGUAAAUUAGAGUACUCCCAUGUGGCCAGUUGGGCUGAUAAAUACCUGGACAGUGGCAUUGCCAUGCCCAUGGACAUCGCUGAAAGCUCAGUCAGUGAUUAUGACAGUGAUGACAGCAGGGUUUCUUCAGAAACGGUGCACCACAGUUACUCCUACGUUCCAUCAGAAAUUGAGAUGUCGCAAGUGAAAUCAGAGGCUACAUUGUCAGUGGUCCCCAGCAGAACCAGCUCCUUAGCUUCUUCUAUUAGAAGACGCUUGUCUGCUUUCCCCAUCAAGCAAACAGAUUCACUUGACUGUGUUGACACUGAUGGCCCGGUGCAAAUGUACCGCCUGGUGUUAGCGGGAGACGCAGGAUCAGGGAAGUCAAGCUUCCUGAUGAGGUUGAGUCUUAAUGAGUUCAGGGGAGACAUGCAGACAACUUUGGGAGUUGAUUUCCAAAUAAAGAAGAUGUUGGUGGAUGGAGAAAAGACUAACCUUCAGAUAUGGGACACUGCUGGACAGGAGAGGUUCCGUAGCAUUGCCAGGUCUUACUUUCGUAAAGCUCACGGAGUGUUGCUGCUGUACGAUGUGACAUCUGAGAGCAGCUUCCUCAAUGUCCGAGAGUGGGUGGACCAGAUUCAGGAGUCCACAGAGGAGCAUAUCCCUAUGUGUGUGAUUGGAAACAAGGUGGACCUGCGGGCAGAGCAACCUGAGGGCAGCUGUGUGAGCACCAUGCAUGGGGAGAGGCUGGCCAGGACUUACAGUGCUUUGUUCUGCGAGACUAGCGCCAAAGAGGGAACUAACGUGGUGGAAGCAGUACUUCACCUUGCGAGAGAAGUGAAGAGAAAUGUGAAACUGAGACGACAGUCCGAAUCACAAGUUAAGUUGAGUCUGGCCAAUCCAAAGAAGACUCUAAACAACUGUUGUGGUUUGUAAUCAUUGAUACUCCGCAACUGGUGUAAGCAUGAUGUUGGAUUGUGUAGAUAUGUGGAUGGAGAUACAUUUUAUUUUGUGUAAUAUACUUAUCACUUCAGAUUAAUGCUAAACAAACCUUAAUUUUAAACAUUUGUACUAUAAGUUAAUCAUUGUAGAAUGAUAGUUUUAACUGUUCUGCGAGCCUUCGGGAACUCGUUUUCAAUUGUGCAAUUUACAAUUUUAACAAAUGUGAAAUUUAUUAAGUUGAAUGCAAAUGUGUUUUUGAAUAAAAUCUUUA
Messenger RNA from Osmerus eperlanus (European smelt), 2673 nucleotides. RefSeq names its product RAS and EF-hand domain containing 2 (gene rasef2). NCBI's taxonomy places the organism in Eukaryota, Metazoa, Chordata, Actinopteri, Osmeriformes, Osmeridae. Bases 390 to 2396 code for a protein of 668 amino acids. Gene Ontology annotation, molecular function: calcium ion binding; GTP binding; GTPase activity. Gene Ontology annotation, biological process: vesicle-mediated transport. The record is from RefSeq and is a predicted model, not a curated record. The transcript is spliced from 17 exons.